AUGCAGCCGGAUAAAGAAGUUCGGGGCACCGAGGCCGUCGAUGCGGCCAGCUCCUCGCCAUCGCGUGAUAAUCGCUCCAAGGAGCAGAUGAUCGAAGACGCCUUGAACUGCCCGUGUGUAGAGUCACUGAAGGAGGGAUCGUGUGGUGGGGCUUUUAUCGCUGCGUAUCGGUGUUUUUUGGAAAGCGAAGCCGAGCCACGAGGUUCCGAUUGUUAUGAGGUGUUCCAGCGGAUGCAGGACUGCAUGCUCGCACACCCGGACGAGUAUCACUUUGACGAUCGCGAAGAGGAGGAGGCCGAGUUGGAGCGACGUUCGUCGUCCGUCGAAAACGGCAGGUCGGUUGUGGUGAAUCCAGAGCCGCUGCCGGCACCAGCUAGUGCCCCACCUUCAACUGGACGAGAUCCCAGUGAAUCAUUGGAGGGUGCGCGCACUCGAGCUGUUGUUGCGGCAGCGAGCUCCACCGAGGACGGGCAAAGCAAACCCGAGCAGGGCGCUCGUUCGAGAUGA
Messenger RNA from Cyanidioschyzon merolae strain 10D, 507 nucleotides. RefSeq lists its product as hypothetical. The coding region runs from base 1 to 507 and encodes 168 amino acids. Gene Ontology annotation, cellular component: mitochondrial intermembrane space. The record is from RefSeq and is a predicted model, not a curated record. The transcript has a single exon. NCBI's taxonomy places the organism in Eukaryota, Rhodophyta, Bangiophyceae, Cyanidiales, Cyanidiaceae. Gene Ontology annotation, molecular function: protein-disulfide reductase activity. Gene Ontology annotation, biological process: protein import into mitochondrial intermembrane space.